This is a messenger RNA of Girardinichthys multiradiatus, 1471 nucleotides long. RefSeq names its product ADP-ribosylation factor-like protein 6-interacting protein 1. The transcript has 6 exons. Bases 132 to 743 code for a protein of 203 amino acids. NCBI's taxonomy places the organism in Eukaryota, Metazoa, Chordata, Actinopteri, Cyprinodontiformes, Goodeidae. The record is from RefSeq and is a predicted model, not a curated record.
GAGUGCGACCGUUAGAGACGCUGCAGCAGCAGGUGGAAGGUGUUGAAAUCUCUCGUCUUUUGGGCCGUUUCUCUGGAAAAGAAUUUGAUAAAAAUUCACUUUACAAACCCGAACCGUUAGCUUCAACGACAAUGGCUGAAAGCGACAACAAGAGCGCAAAUGUUUUAGCUCAGGAAACGGCCCAGCUGGAGGAGCAGCUGCAGGGCUGGAGGGAGGUGAUCCUAGCCGGAGAUCGGGUCCUGCGCUGGGAGAAGCCCUGGUUCCCUGGAGCCCUGAUUGGUGUUACCACCGUGGUCUUCCUGCUGAUUUACUAUCUGGACCCAUCAGUGUUGACUGGACUCUCCUGCACCGUCAUGCUGCUCUGCCUGGCUGAUUACUUCGUGCCCACCCUCGCUCUCAAAGUGUUUGGCUCCAAUAAGUGGACCACCGAGCAGCAGCAGCGUUUCCAUGAGAUCUGCAAUAACCUGGUGAAGAGUGAGCGUCGGGUCGUCGGCUGGUGCAAGCGUCUCUGCAGCCUUAAAGAGGAGAAGCCCAAAGUGUACUUUGCCUCAGUGAUCAGCGGCCUGCUGGCGGUGGCCUGGAUCGGACAACAGGUCCACAAUCUCUUCCUCACCUACCUGAUUGUGAGCUUUCUGCUGCUGCUGCCGGGCCUGAACCAGCAUGGUGUCAUCUCCAAGUAUGCAGCCAUGGCCAAGAGGGAGAUCAACAAACUGCUCAAGCAAAAGGAGAAGAAAACCCAGUAGAGGAAGUGUGCAGAAGGGGAGGAGUGUCCAGGAGAGUGAAGAGAAGAACGUUUUUAGAAAAGAAAGCAGAAACCAGACGUUUGUGUCAAUGAGCAAAAAGCACUUUUUGUUUUCACACAUUGGCUAAGUUGUAUUUCUUCACAUCUCCCACCGUGUGACAUUUAAACUUCAUCACCCCUAAACCAGGCAUGCAGGCACCACAUGACGUUAAUCACGAGUGAAAAAUCCUUGUUUCGUAGAUCAGCUGCUUUGUUUUACAGCGUCAGCAAUGCUUUAAGCCAUUCCCUCGGAUUAGAUGGUGACUACUGAGCACUUCAAGCAUUGCUGCACCUUUUAACCCUGUUUAUUCACAGUAAUAAUUUCUUCCUGGGGGGUUGGUUUGUGUAAAAUAAGGAUUAUGAAAGUUUUUAUGUUUGUGCUUAAUGUUACUUUGUUGUAUUUGAACACCGUGCUGAAAAAUAACUGGAUUUAAAGCUGAGCUAACCAGGAGUUGAACUGCUUGAAGAUGGAGGUUCUGCUGUAUCUGCUGGCUGAAUAUGGAUCUGUUGAUGCUUUUUAAACCCCAGUGAGUUGUGAUGGGGGGGGGGGGGGGUGGGGGGUCUCUGUGUGAGGCUGUCCUCUGUCCUGUUAGAAAUUUCUUUUCUUAUUUAUGUGUCUGAUCUCGUUUCUGAUCUUAUUUUGUCUUUGUGAGAGACCCCCAGCCAUGAAUAAAGUUUAAUUUUAAACCA